Messenger RNA from Medicago truncatula (barrel medic), 1348 nucleotides. Its product is annotated as omega-6 fatty acid desaturase, endoplasmic reticulum isozyme 1-like. Gene Ontology annotation, biological process: lipid metabolic process. The record is from RefSeq and is a predicted model, not a curated record. Lineage: Eukaryota; Viridiplantae; Streptophyta; Magnoliopsida; Fabales; Fabaceae. Gene Ontology annotation, molecular function: oxidoreductase activity.
AAAAUAAAGGGAGCUGGCGGCCAUGUCACUGCCUCUAAACUCAAUCGUCACUCAAGGGUUCCACACACAAAGCCACCAUUCACAGUUGGUCAGUUGAAGAAAUCCAUUCCACCACAUUGCUUUGAACGUUCCAUCCUCUUAUCAUUCUCCUACGUAGUUUUUGACCUUUCAAUAGCAUAUGUUCUCUACAUUUCGACUACUUAUUUCCACUCAUUCCCUCACCCUUUUCCCUUCAUCCUUUGGCCUGUCUAUUGGCUUCUCCAAGGUUGCAUUCUCACCGGUGUUUGGGUGAUAGCUCAUGAAUGUGGUCACCAUGCAUUUAGUAACUACCAAUGGCUUGAUGAUCUUGUUGGUUUCAUACUACACACUUCACUUUUAGUUCCAUAUUUCUCAUGGAAAAUCAGUCAUCGCCGACACCAUUCGAACACAGCUUCUCUUGAACGCGACGAAGUUUUUGUUCCAAAACCUAAAUCAAAUGUUGGAUGGUAUAGUAAAUACUUAAACAAUCCACUAGGAAGAGCUUUAACUCUUCUUAUCACGCUCACAUUAGGAUGGCCCUUAUACUUAGCUUUCAAUGUUUUCGGUAGACCUUACGAUCGAUUCGCGAGUCACUAUCACCCUUAUGCUCCAAUAUAUUCUAAGAGGGAAAGACUUCAAGUUUUUGUUUCUAUUGCAGCUGUUUUAGCUGCUACUUAUUUGCUCUACUUUAUUGCAUCUUUAAAAGGGUUUGUUUGGUUGAUAUGUGUGUAUUUUGUGCCAUUGCUUAUUGUGAAUGGUUUUCUUGUAACAAUAACUUAUUUGCAGCAUACACAUUUUUCUUUGCCUCAUUAUGAUUCAAAAGAAUGGGAUUGGUUGAGAGGAGCUUUGGCAACUGUGGAUAGAGAUUAUGGGAUUUUAAUCAAAGUGUUUCAUCACAUCACUGAUACUCAUGUGGCUCAUCAUAUCUUUUCCACAAUGCCACAUUACCAUGCGAUGGAAGCAACCAAAGCAAUGAAGCCUAUAUUGGGUGAGUAUUACCAAUUUGACGAUACACCAUUUUAUAAGGCAUUGUGGAGAGAAGCAAAAGAGUGUCUCUAUGUGGAGCAAGAUGAAGGAACAUCUCAAAAGGGUGUUUAUUGGUACAAAAACAAGUUUUGAUGAAUAAAAAAGCAUGCAUGGAGGACCAUAAAGUGAGAGUUAAAAAUCAUGUUUGUAUUGUAUCACUUAAUUAAAAAUCUAAAUAAAUAAGUGGAUUUAUCCAUGUUAUGAACAAUGUAUUACUUAAUUACUUAAUAGCAUAUGAAUUUUUUUUGCCUGUAGUCAUGGUUAAUGUUAAAAUAAUAGUAUUAGUUGUGUGGUAAGAGUCUUG